Molecule: messenger RNA, 2263 nt
Organism: Sapajus apella (tufted capuchin)
Lineage: Eukaryota; Metazoa; Chordata; Mammalia; Primates; Cebidae
Product: translation initiation factor IF-2-like
Exons: 3
Coding region: 405-986 (193 amino acids)
Source: RefSeq, a predicted model, not a curated record
GCUAGAGAGAGUGACAGUGAAUGGCAGCCGCGCGAGAGUCACAGCUGGGCAGCUUGGCCACCCCAGACUGACGGGGUCAGGAGGGGGACCCCCCCCACCGCACUUGACACAAAAGAGCCCAGAGCCCCGGAGAGAUGAAGGGGGUGGAGCUGGGGGCAUCUGGUUCCCCAGACACUCUCCUCUCCGCUCCCCAAUCCUAAGGGACUGCUGUCCCCUGAAGAGGCUGGGGGAGCGAGGAGACGAGCUCCAGUCUUAUUCCAGGAAGUGGUCUGCGUGGACUGUGGCCACCACCUGCCCCUACUCAUCAGCAGCCCACAAACAUUCACACGACCCCUCCCUCUCGUGCCACCUAACGCCCCUCAGUUGGCGGGCAGCUAAGUCCCCACGGGCGGAGGGGGGGUCCGAUGGACACCUUUCCCCCUCUGCCUGCCCAAGUCCUGAGCGGAGGGGGGCAGGCCCGCCGGCUGCUCCGUGCGGGGAAACCCCGCUCUCCCUCGGUCCAACCCCACCGGGGCCCGAGCCCGAGGGGCGCUCGCGCGGCCGCCCCUCCCCCACGCACCCCUCCCCCACGCCGCCGUCCGGCCGCCAGGGUCUCCGCGGUCCCUCGCUCGGCCAGGGAGGGGGCCCUGGCUUCGCCUCGGCCGUUUCCUGCCUACCCCCUCCCCGCCGAGGGUAAAAAAAAAACCCUCCUCCUCCUCCUCCCCCGAAAGCCGCGACCGAGUGGCCCGGUCCGCGCGCGCAGCUCGCGCCCGGCGCUCUCCAGCCGGGGUGGCGGCGGCGGCGGCGGUGGCGGCGGUGGUGGUGGCGGCGGGGGAGGGGUGCAGCGGGAGAGGGGAGGAGGCCUGGCCCCGCGGUCGCGGCCGCCACCGACCGCCCGUACCGCCGCAGGGCCACGGGCCCGAGCCCCGGAUUCCCGCCCCGGAUUCGCCUCGGCUCGGCCGCGCGUAUAUUCGCCUUCCUCCAUGAUCUCCAACAUUAUCCGAUAAAGUAGAAGCAACCGAGGUACCGUGAAAAAGAAAGGAACCGGGACUGAGAAAAAGCAGAGCAAAACCAUGUGCUCUUACUGAUCCAUCAUCAAGUGGCUGUUCUCCCAACAGCAGGACAUCCAUGUGGACUCCCUAAACUUAGCUGUGGGGCUGGAUGCAUUAACCUUACUCUGAUGUAUGAUUGGAUGUUAUAGUAUCAAUACCAAAUGAUGGAUCCCCUUACUCAGCUCCAAAGUACAUACAGCCAGAUCAACAUUUGGCACAGUAGUAAAACGCUUGAGACUAGCCAUAAAUUUAGCCCCAAAGGUUAAAGCUUUAGGAAUUUCUGUCAUGGGUUGCCAUGGUUCUGCCACAGGUUGAGGCAGACCAUUGAGACAGGUGCCAGAAUAUUGGGACCACAUUGUAUUGUCACUUUUGAUAUUUUACUUUUGAGGCUCUUUAAAUGAUUGUUGUGUGUGUGUGUGUGUGUAUGCUAUUUCAGGAGUAGGAGUAGGGGGUUGGGCUAUUUGGAGAAGCUGAUGGAAAUUAAAGCACUCUUUUCCCAAAAUAAUACACAUCAACACACACACACACACACACACACACACAGAGUAUUCAGAAACAGUUUAGGAUGGCCAGGUUAAUAAUCCACCUUUGACUUGCCAUGAGGGUAGCAACUUUUUCUAUACCAUAAUUUAGUUCUUUAUCAUGUACUAUUCUCAUUUAUCUUUUCGUGUGUGCGUGCUUUAUCCCAGUGAGCAGGCAAGCUUCCUACAAGGAACAUAUGCCUCUUUAUGACCUCCAGUGAUGUGUGCAUGUAGGGACCUCACCUGGGGAAAUGUUGCCAGUUGAGUCCUUUGAAGCUGCUGUGUUUCACUGAGGACAGGCAGCCUUCCCUUCAGCAUUCCAUCCUCCACCCACCACCCUCCAACACAAAACAGAUUACCACAAGAGGACUUGGACCCUGCGUUCAUGUUCUGUUUGCUUUCUAGGUUUUAGGCUAAAGCAUAUUUACAUACUCCUCAUGCAAAUAUCCACUUGGCUAUUUAGAGAACAAAGCAGUGCCAACUGGAAAGUUUUGGGUUUUUUUUUUUAAGUCUUAAUAAAUGAAUGCAUUCUAUUAUUUAAAUAUUUAUGAUGUGUUUAUUCCUUUAUCACCUCCAUACUUCACCCCAUGAACUCCCAUACCUGUAAUCAGGACCCCCUUUUUGUUCUAUCCCAUGAAUUCUCUAACUGCACUCCUUUCCUGGCAUGUGCUUGUGCCAAAAAAAGCAGGCAUAAGCCUGAUGCUAAUAGAA